Messenger RNA from Colletotrichum truncatum, 897 nucleotides. RefSeq lists its product as uncharacterized. Gene Ontology annotation, biological process: water transport; transmembrane transport. Gene Ontology annotation, cellular component: plasma membrane. Lineage: Eukaryota; Fungi; Ascomycota; Sordariomycetes; Glomerellales; Glomerellaceae. Gene Ontology annotation, molecular function: water channel activity. The record is from RefSeq and is a predicted model, not a curated record.
AUGUCGCCCACAGCCGCCCACGCACCUGUAAGGCAAGCCGUCGAUGCGGUACAUGCUGCUCAUGCUCCUCCGGAGAAGCGCGGCUACCCGUACUCUAUUCCUUCGCGCAACCUCUUGGUAAUUGUCCUGGGCGAGUUCUGUGGAACGUUCAUGUUCCUGCUUCUCUCGUUCAUAGGAGCGCAGACCGCCAUCGUUACCAACGCUGGAAGCAACUUGCAAGCUCCCCUUGGGCCUGACAGUUUGCUGUACAUAGCAGCAUCUUUCGGCACUGCUAUCGCCAUUAACGUGUGGAUCUUCUACCGUGUCAGUGGUGGAAUGUUCAACCCUGCGGUAACUCUUGGUCUCGUACUUGUUGGCGCAGUCAAGCCACUCCGUGCUGUUUGCAUUGUGCCCGCUCAGCUUGCGGCCAGUAUCGCUGCCGCCGCCGUUGUGUACGGAGUUUUACCUGGACCACUCCGCGUCAACAACACGCUCGGAAAUGGAGCUACAAUCCCUCAAGGUUUCUUCAUCGAACUCCUUCUAACAGCACAGUUGGUUUUGACUGUUUACUUUCUUGCUGUUGAGAAGCACCGCGCGACAUAUCUCGCACCAAUUGGCGUCGGUAUCUCAGUUUUUGUCGCCCAUAUCACGGCCACGAACUGGACCGGAACGUCUAUCAACCCCGCACGCUCAUUCGGACCGGCUGUAAUCGCCGGUUUCGUCAACUACCACUGGAUCUACUGGCUGGGUCCUCUUGCAGGUGCACUUCUGUCAUAUGUCGUUUAUGCCAUGUUCAAAUGGCUCGAGUAUCAGACCGCGAACCCCGGACAGGAUGACGAUAUGGAGAAAGCUAUCCCGCACCCAACUCUUCCCGUUGAUUCGGCCUACAGUGGCGGAGCGGAGUCAGGAAAGGCGUAG